Molecule: messenger RNA, 1185 nt
Organism: Emiliania huxleyi CCMP1516
Lineage: Eukaryota; Haptophyta; Isochrysidales; Noelaerhabdaceae
Exons: 12
Coding region: 1-1185 (394 amino acids)
Molecular function (GO): calcium ion binding
Source: RefSeq, a predicted model, not a curated record
AUGCGCGGCUUGGCGCUACUGCUGCCGGCACUUUGCCUCGCCCAGUCGCCAAUCUACCAGCUGACGGCGCAGAACUUUGCCACCGCCGCCGCACAGCCCGUGACCUGGCUCCUCGCCAUUGAGCCCGGCCAGGGCGCCGGGCUGACAGCGCCGUCGCUGCUGCAGGCAGCGCGGUACUAUAACCAGGCACAGACGGGCAAGGGCGUGCGGGUGGGCAAGGUGGACCUGGUCCAGAGCCCCGAGCUCCGCCGCGUCCUUUGCGGCGGCGGGUCGAGCACCAAAGAGGCGCUGCGGCAGUGGCUGGCGGCGCAGCAGAGGGCGCAGCAAGGCGACGGGGUGGCGGACGCGACGCACGAAGACAAGGACGGCGACGGGGUGUAUGAGCUGUACCACGAGGACGAGGACGGCGACGGGGUGAUGGACUUGGUGCACGAGGACACGGACGGCGACGGCGUGUACGACACGGCGGACCUCAUCCACGAGGACCGCGACGGCGACGGCCGGACCGACUACGUGCACCAAGACGUGGACGGGGACGGCGUGCUCGACUUGGUGCACGAGGACGUCGACGGCGACGGCGUCAUGGACGUCAUCCACGAGGACACCGACGGCGACGGCGUCGCCGACCUGGUGCACGAGGACGUGGACAAGGACGGGGUGAUCGACUUGGACGUCGACGCCGACGGGACGCACGACCUGCUCCACGAGGACAUCAACGCCGACGGCACGAUCGACGUCCUCCGUCUCGGCAUGGACCUCGACUCGGACGGCGUGGCAGAUCUUGUACACGAGGACGUGCGCCGCUUCCUAGGCGUCUACGAUUUGAUCCACGAGGACCUCGACGGCGACGGCGCGCUUCGACGCGUGCUGGACGUGGCGCACGAGGACCUCGACGGCGACGGCACCGAGGACUUGCUCCACGACUUGCGCACCGGCAAGUCGGUCCCGGUGCAGCAGCUGCCGCAGCACUUGGCAGUGCCGCAGCGGCCAAAGGGCGGCGCAAAGGGGGCCAAGAAGUCUGCGGCGCAGCGCAAGCUCGAGCGGCAGAUCCGCGAGCAGCAGGUGCGGCAGCUGCUCGCGCAGGGAGGCCAGCAGCCGCCGCCGGGGCAGCAGCCGCAGCAGUUCCCGCCCGGCACGUACAGCGCGCUCGCCGGCGGCGGCGGAGCGGAGCAGAUGCGGAGCUGA